UGAACUUUCCCUGUAAACACAGCUCGCUGACAGAACGCAUCCCUGCUGGGUGGAUCCUGCAACUCCUGGAGGGAAUGGCACUUCUUGUUUUUAAUUAGCAAGGUGAAAGGUGAAUUAAAACUAGCUGUUUGGCAAGUCAGUGCAAGAGGCUGACUUCGGAGAGGCUUCAAGGAGCCAGAAGAGAAGAGCUCCACGGGGGGAAGGCAGUGCGUGUGCUCAGGGCUUUUUUUUUUUUUUUUUUUCUCAAUGAACCGCUUGCAGAAGUGACCAAAAAAAAAAAAAAAAAAAAAAAAACCCACAGUUUCCUCCCGAGUCUACCCGCACAGUUACUGAAGAGAGCUCUGGACAGGACAUGGCUCGAAAGACUCGCUCCUUGGAAUGUCCUCCUGCUCCCGGCUUAUAAACAACUGUCCUCGGGGAAGAAAGGUCUUACAUAGCCAAAUACAGCCUGGCAAAUGGCACUUUGGGACCGUGCUUUCUGAUGACAACGCGUUCGAUUUGUGACAAAGCCUCUCACGCGCUGCCCCUGGAGGGGAGUCCUAAGUAAAACUCAGACCCGCCUUCAAGUGCGGAUCGGAGGGCUUGCCCGGUGAGCAGGCAGCAUGGCAUCGGCCGCGAACCUGGUCACCUGGCUCCUGUGGGGUUACUUACUGGAGCUUUGGACGGGAGGGCACACGGCAGAUACCCCUCACCCCCGCCUACGUCUGUCACAUAAAGAACUCUUGGAUCUAAAUCGAACAUCAAUCUUUCAUAGUCCUUUUGGGUUUCUUGAUCUCCACGCAAUGCUUCUGGAUGAAUAUCAAGAGAGACUCUUUGUGGGAGGCAAGGAUCUUGUAUAUUCUCUCAGUUUGGAACAAAUCAGCAAUGGCUAUCGAGAGAUACACUGGCCUAGCACAGCACUAAAAAUAGAAGAAUGCAUAAUGAAAGGAAAAGACGCAAGUGAAUGUGCAAAUUAUGUUCGAGUUUUGCAUCACUAUAAUAGGACACAUCUUCUGACCUGUGGUACUGGAGCUUUUGACCCACUUUGUGCCUUCAUCAGGGUUGGAUACCAUUUGGAGGAUCCCCUGUUUCAUCUGGAACCACACAGGUCAGAGAGAGGAAGGGGCAGGUGCCCUUUUGAUCCCAGCUCGUCCUUCAUCUCUACCUUAAUCGGUAGUGAAUUGUUUGCUGGCCUCUACAGUGACUACUGGGGCAGAGAUGCCGCGAUCUUCCGGAGCAUGGGUCGAUUGGCUCAUAUUCGCACCGAGCAUGACGACGAGCGCCUGUUAAAAGAACCAAAAUUUGUAGGUUCAUAUAUGAUUCCUGACAAUGAAGACCGAGAUGACAACAAAGUGUAUUUCUUUUUUACCGAGAAGGCCCUAGAGGCAGAAAACAGUGCCCAUGCAAUUUACACCAGAGUGGGGAGACUCUGUGUGAAUGAUGUAGGAGGACAGAGAAUACUGGUCAAUAAGUGGAGCACAUUCCUCAAAGCAAGACUCGUUUGCUCAGUACCAGGAAUGAAUGGAAUUGACACAUAUUUUGAUGAAUUAGAGGAUAUUUUCUUGCUACAUACCAGAGAUCCUAAGAACCCAGUGAUAUUUGGACUCUUUAACACUACCAGUAACAUAUUUAGGGGGCAUGCAAUAUGUGUCUAUCAUAUGUCUAGCAUCCGGGCAGCCUUUAAUGGACCAUAUGCACAUAAGGAAGGACCUGAAUACCACUGGUCACUCUAUGAAGGAAAAGUCCCUUACCCAAGACCUGGUUCUUGUGCCAGCAAAGUUAAUGGUGGGAGAUACGGAACUACCAAAGACUAUCCUGAUGAAGCCAUCCGAUUCGCAAGAAGCCAUCCACUUAUGUACCAGCCCAUAAAACCUGCCCAUAAAAAACCAAUCCUGGUAAAAACAGAUGGAAGAUAUAACCUGAAACAAAUAGCAGUGGAUCGAGUGGAAGCUGAGGAUGGCCAAUAUGAUGUCUUGUUUAUUGGGACAGAUAAUGGAAUUGUACUGAAAGUAAUCACGAUUUAUAACCAAGAAACAGAAUCAAUGGAAGAAGUAAUUCUAGAAGAACUUCAGAUAUUCAAGGAUCCAGUUCCUAUUAUUUCUAUGGAGAUUUCUUCAAAGAGACAACAGCUGUAUAUCGGAUCUGCUUCUGCCGUGGCCCAAGUGAGAUUCCAUCAGUGCGACAUGUAUGGAAGUGCUUGUGCGGAUUGCUGCCUGGCUCGAGACCCAUACUGUGCCUGGGAUGGCAUAUCCUGUUCCCGGUAUUACCCAACGGGCACUCAUGCAAAAAGGCGGUUCCGCAGACAAGAUGUUCGGCAUGGCAACGCAGCUCAGCAAUGCUUUGGACAGCAGUUUGUCGGGGAUGCUUUGGAUAAGACUGAAGAGCGACUGGCCUAUGGCAUAGAGAACAACAGUACUUUGCUGGAAUGUACCCCACGAUCGUUGCAAGCCAAAGUUAUCUGGUUUGUGCAGAAAGGACGUGACACAAGAAAAGAGGAGGUGAAGACAGAUGACAGAGUGGUCAAGAUGGACCUCGGCUUACUCUUCCUUAGGGUACGAAAAAUGGAUGCUGGGACCUAUUUUUGCCAGACAGUAGAGCAUGGUUUUGUCCAUACCGUCCGCAAAAUUACCCUGGAGGUAGUAGAAGAGGAGAGAGUAGAGGAGAUGUUUCACAAAGACUUGGAAGAGGACGGGCCUCCCAAGAUGCCUUGUCCUGCCCAGAGUAUCAUCCCACAGGGGGCAAAACCAUGGUACAAGGAAUUCUUACAGCUGAUUGGUUAUAGCAACUUCCAGAGAGUGGAAGAAUACUGUGAAAAGGUCUGGUGCACAGAUAAGAAGAGGAAAAAGCUUAAAAUGUCACCUUCCAAGUGGAAGUACGCCAACCCACAGGAGAAGAAGCUUCGUCCCAAAGCUGAGCACUAUCGCCUGCCCAGGCACACGCUGGACUCCUGACGGCAUGACACCGUCUCCUGGCUUCUGAAGAAUUUAUGUUUGGAACCGAAAACAAACAAAAUGAGAAACCAUCCAGCUUCGUAUCGCUUAACAGGUUUCUGUAAUACAGAAAUGACUGUGAAGGUAUUAUGAUAAAUUAUUAUAUGUACUCAUUUGACUGGUUAAAAAUCACAUAAAGUUAACUAACUUUUCUAAACAAUAUUUAUCAAAAAGUGACCUUGUCUGUAGUUUUGAGUACCUGGCUGCUUUUCCAUGGCAAUUAUUAUUUUCUCUUGGAAGGCUUAUGGUUAUUGGAAUAUUGAAAAAUUAGAGAUGUUAAUAAUCAUGUGAAAAUUAAAUAUAUAUUUUAAUCUUUCUGAAUUCUACCUUUCCACUACGAUGUAAAAGGUAAAGAAUACCAAAUACUUUAUCAUUCUCACAUGAACUGUCUGUACUUUUUAAGAAUUGUAUUAGUGGGAAAAAAAAAACAAAACAAAACUUGUAUUAGUAUCUAAACCAUGAGUUUUAUGAAGCCAGGUGUGUUGAAAUUAUUGUAAACCAUGAAAGAAAAAUUAUGGUCACCUUGAGGCUCAUGCCCUUCAUAAAACAUUCAAUAAGCCACAUUCUCUACAGUUACAUUUCAUGAUGAAAACACAUCCUUUGAAUUUCACUCCAGUGCAGAAAGAAUGACAUUAAGAUAACUUCUCAGAAAGAUAGCAAAAUAUGCCAAAAACAGAUGAAGUUACAGUUAGAAAUCUAACUGAAAAAGUUUUUGCUACCCUCUUGUGGUAGAAAAAGUAUAUUCUCUUUUUUCUCUUUUUACAGAUUGUCUAGGAAAGAUUUGAAAGCAGUUUCUGUUAAUACAUCCUGUCCAUUUUCAGAAGAAAAAGAAAAACUUAAAAAUGUCUCACUGCUUAUGUCAUGCUUUAAGAUGGAAAUAAUGUGUUUAUGAAUAAUUUAUUACCUCACAGGCCAAAAAUGAAGAUAUUAUAGCCCUGAAGCUCUAUUAAAACUUAAAUUUUACGCCUUCUAAAUAAUCUUCCCUCAAAUAUAAAGGACACUCCAGAAACAUGUUUAUUGUCUUUAAAAUAUUAAAGCAAUUUGUGCUCAGAUAUCUAAUUUUCCUCGCUAUUUUAUGUUAACAAAUAACAAAAUUGUUUCACGGGGUCACUUAACUACCGAGAUAUCCAGAGCACGUUUACUUUUAUAAAUAGGAUCCAAGGUUUUUGAGAAUGGGUAUUUCUUGAAGUCUGUCCUUCCCCUUUUAAUGUAGUGAUUACCUUUCUAAUAUAGGAAGUUUUGUUGAGAUUUUUCAUUUAAAUAAAAAUUAAAAACAAGUGAAUUAUACGUGAAAACAAUUACGAAUGUUUAUUUAAAUACUUAGAUAUUCAUUUCAACUUUCAAAGCUAGCUUACAGAGUAUAUAAUUAAGAAAGUUAAGGUGUGGAGAACUUGGAAUAGCUUAUACUUUCAUUUGAAAAUUAACAAAUACAAAAGUGUUUUAAGAAAGUCUAAGAAGUUCGUUUGUUAAGCCAUGAAGCUCCAAAAGUUCUGAAGGAUAGAAAUAUUUUGAAAAAGAACGUUCUCUGAAAAACCCAGUUGCUGUUUCCUCAAGAAUCCACCGGAGGUCAUUGCCGCCCACCAGUAUUAACUGGAAACAGCGUGUUUUUCAAUAAAAUCCCACCCAGUGUGGAGAAGUAGAACCGUAACCACAGAUCACAGGGGUCCUUAGCAAAGUUUAUGUCUGAAAUACUCGAAGUGAACAGAUAAGUCAGUAAAGCACGAUUUAUUGAAAAUAUUCUUCCAUUAAUACAAGAAAAAGGAAAGCAGGAUUUUCUCUUCGGGUUUUUUUUUUUUUUUUUUUUUUUUUUUUUUAAGUAAGGCAUAUAGCACCUACUUAGUUGACAUUUUAAUCCCAAUAGCGCAUAUAAGCUGUUGUUAACAAGGAUAACAGUAAUGUCCUUUAUGAGCUAAAAUAUUUCGUAACUGAAGAGAUAAGACUGAGGAAAAUAACUUUGAUAAUAAGUCUUAAGAAUUAAAUAUACCUUGAAGCUGUUCAAGGAAUAUGAGAUGACCAUUAAGGAGAGGGAGCUUUUUAAAAUGCUAAUUUAAGAGCAUCUUGAUAAGAAAAUGUUGACCACUCAAGUCCACAAUUGGGUAAGAGCACUAAAUUUCCAUACAUAUAUACUUUUUCCCCUUUUCUUACUCUGUCUCCCCAUUUCUUCCCCCAAAUGUGUGCAGAUGUGUUGCACCACAGGAACACAUCACGAUGUACUUUAAGAUAAAGCUGUAUUGCCCUGUUAAAGACAAACCAACAACCUAUGUGGCUGUCCUUGAGAAUCUGAAACCUACCACAGAACGCCUUCCCAGUCUUUUAUUCGGUCUGGUGUCAGAAUUCAAAUUCAGGGUCUCCUUUGAGAAAUGUCCAGGCUUAGAAAAUCACUAAUUUGUUGAUCAGCUUUAUCCUCUUUUUCUUGAACUUAGGAAGGGCAUGUACUUAGCUACCUACAAGACUUGGGGGAAUUAAGAGUCGUUCCUGACUCACCGUAUUUUCCCCAGAGACCUGGUGAAGAGAAAUCAUGCCCUCUAGGAACAAACAUUAAGCUGAGAAAGAAUCGUAACUGCCCAUCCUAGGUUCAAAUAGGCACCUGCAUGCAGGAUCGGUCUCCUGCUUUUUCAGACCAAUGCUAGGACAUUCUCUGUAAGCAGAGGCCCGGUGUAUAGGAUGAGGUGAGGUCAAGCCGUGCACACCCUCCUCGUUCAGUUCUAUGUCAGCUAUACAGAGAUGAAAAUUUGUUAGCAAGUAGGAUUACAACUCCAAGAGGGUUCACUUCAUGAUCUGUGAGGUCUCUUCCAUGUCUAACAUUCUACAUUGCUAAUUUUUUUCCUAUGUGUUUAUCACUGAAAAUUUCAGUGCAAAGCUAUUAACUUGGAGAAACAGGGAUUAAACUAGAAAUAAACGCGAGUAAGAAAUCUACAUAAAAGGGAGCAGAAAGUCUUUGUCUGUUUAGUAAGCGGCAAUUCUGUAUAUAUUUUGGAGUUUUUGUGCUUCCCCAAAUUAGCUGAACAGUUAGGAUGUUUUUAUUGAGUGUUUAAUAUUCGCAAUAGGGUGUAGGGCUUUGUAAAUCUUCGUAGCGAUUAUGAGCAUUUGUACAAUUUGUAAACUAUGAUACAUAGUUCUGCCUGUUGGUGUUAAGCAUGAAACAAACACAACAGCUGUUGACCUUAAAAGUGAGUUGUCUUUAGCCUGACAGGGACAUUAAGAGAACUGCUUAGCCUCGUGUGGAAACUUGAGAUCCCGGGAGAAAGUGCUUGCAGUUAUGAUGACAAUAAGGAGGCCAUGUGCUUGCUCUUACAGCAGAGUAUCAUCACAUCAAGUUGCUUUUUCAAAAGCAGUGCUCAUUUUUCAGGCCAACACCUGUUGCAUUUGAAUCAGGUAUAAAUAAUAGAUUUUCCACGAACGCUGUUUUGAUUGGAGUGUGUUAUUUAAGCUGGUAUGUUUAUUUUUUCUUGGGAAGGUAGCGUUAUAUCUUGGCUCUCAUUAUAAUUGAACGUGUUCUGUUUGUGUUUAAGUGGCUUAUAGCUAGAGUACUGUAUUGGGGUGUUCUGGCCUAUAUGGCUUCCUUUUAUUUGCCUGGGCCCAUAACAGCAUGUGCUUUCUUAUUUCUUUCACUGAUUAUAAGCCAUGAGACUUAUUAUCAUCUAGUGGUAAGGUGCAAAGACCAUGGACAGUGUGUCCCUUUGACUAUCCUAUGGAUUUGCCGCUAUGCACUGCAUCAUUUGCCUGUACUAUUAUGUACAAUUUGUAUUUAGCUCAACUUAGAUGCUAAAGAAAUAAAUAUUUACUGAACCCUUAA
Messenger RNA from Herpailurus yagouaroundi (jaguarundi), 6765 nucleotides. It is a transcript of the gene SEMA3E, whose product is annotated as semaphorin 3E. The coding region runs from base 603 to 2930 and encodes 775 amino acids. The transcript has 17 exons. Gene Ontology annotation, molecular function: chemorepellent activity; semaphorin receptor binding. Lineage: Eukaryota; Metazoa; Chordata; Mammalia; Carnivora; Felidae. The record is from RefSeq and is a predicted model, not a curated record. Gene Ontology annotation, cellular component: plasma membrane. Gene Ontology annotation, biological process: axon guidance; neural crest cell migration; positive regulation of cell migration.